AUGUCGUUGCUUAAGCAGGUGCAUACUAAGUCUGGUCUAGUGCUUCUGGACCUUUCGAGUUUUCCCACAACGGUUCAAGUGCUCGAAUGUCUGCACAGAGAUGGAUGGGUUGUAGUGAAGAAUGCUGCUAGCACCAAAUCCCAACAGCAGGCAUCAUCCAACGAGGUUGUUUUUGCUCUUCUGACUGCCGCACGGAGAGGGACCAUCGACUUUGAGAGCAGUUCCCCUGAGAUUUCAUGGCCAUCAAACCUGCAAAAAGACCCAAACCCAAUGACGCGACCCCCAAACUGGAGGGACAUGGUGGAGGAACGGGCAACGGAUGUAAUGGCGAUCUGCUGUCACCACCUGUGGGGUGACGAGACGGAUAUAUGGGACUGGGAAUAUGAUACUGGGCUGCGUGGCGACGCAACCGGACAGGCUGCAACUGUGGCUGCUACCGGUGGAGACUUGCUCAUAUGUAGUGGCUGGCUACUGCAGAGGCUUCCGGAGCCGCGCAGCCAGACUGAUCUUGUCACCGUAAAGUAUCGAUGGAGGCACUUUGACUGGACAACGCCUUCGAGAGGGCCCUGA
Messenger RNA from Paracoccidioides brasiliensis Pb18, 570 nucleotides. RefSeq lists its product as uncharacterized. The transcript has 3 exons. Bases 1 to 570 code for a protein of 189 amino acids. The record is from RefSeq and is a predicted model, not a curated record.